Molecule: messenger RNA, 3220 nt
Organism: Mya arenaria
Lineage: Eukaryota; Metazoa; Mollusca; Bivalvia; Myida; Myidae
Product: lactadherin-like
Exons: 8
Coding region: 113-1177 (354 amino acids)
Source: RefSeq, a predicted model, not a curated record
UUGAUUGGCCAGUGUAAAGUAAAAUACAUGAAUAUAUACGUUUGCAUCUGUGUUUUUCCGUAGAGGAAACUAGCAGCAACGGAACAGGCGAAGCUCACAAUAAUACAAAAAAAUGCUUGCUUUUACGAUUGCGUUUCUGUUUUGCGUGAACGUUGUUUUAGGAUUUGAAGAUUACACAACGGAUGGUAUUUGUAACAACUCGUUGUUAAACACCAUCCAGGAUUCACAAUUUAGUUCAUCUUCCUACUGGGCGAGUAGGGGAAACGGAUGUGGACCUUGGCGGGCUCGGUUGAACUCAACAUUCUAUAUUAAGAAUGGAAAUGCCUAUUAUGGAGCCUGGGUGUCUCAAACAAAUAACCAGCGUCAAUACAUUCAGGUAGAGUUUAAUGAGAUCAGUGAAGUACGAGCCAUUGUGACCCUUGCAAGAGACAAUUCCGACAGCUACAACCAAUAUGUAAAAUCAUAUCUUGUACUGUAUAGCAAGGAUUGCAGGACGUUCGAGACGGUUAAAGAUGAGAACGGAGGUGAUAAUGUGUUUGCCGGUAACAGGGAUACGUCGAACAUGGUAACGAACCGUUUCUCAACACCGUUGGAGGCAAAAUGCAUUCGAAUCAAUCCUUUGUCUUGGUAUAUACACAUAUCUAUGCGAUUUGACCUAUUUGGUUGUCCAGACAAGUGCGUAAGGCAACAUCUUCUGAGCACCGUGCCGGAUUCCCAGUUUAGUGCAUCUUCCCACUUGCCCUCAGUUGCAGGCGACGGUGGACCGUGGCGUGCUAGGUUGAACUCUACACGCCAUACUGAAGAUGGAGCAACCAAAUAUGGAGGCUGGGUUGCUGCAACGAAUGAUCAACAACAAUACAUUCAGGUCAAAUUGAGGCUAAGCGAGGUGAGAGGAAUUGUGACAAAGGCGAGAGAUAAUGCAGAUGGUUACAAUCAGUACGUCACUUCAUAUCGAGUGUUGUACAGCAUCGACUGCGAACGAUUUCAAGCUGUUGAGAACCCUGGCGGAACUGAUGUGAUAUUCGUUGGCAAUGAGGACACUGACAACAGCAAGACAAAUUGGUUCAGUCCUGCCCUGAAUGCGAAAUGUAUUAGAAUCAAUCCGCUUUCUUGGCACAAUCACGUGUCCUUGCGCUUUGAGUUGAUUGGUUGCUUAGAUCGCAGAUGCAUGUUCUAGAAGUGGAGUUCCAGAAAACAUUCCGAAGACAUCGUUAUUCAACCGGGAUCUGAUAUGCCAUCCCAUUGAUGUUUUUUGAAUAUGUAGAUUAAUUCAACGCUGCAGACAAAAUCGAUUUUAAUCUUCUAGUGUACAGAAACCUCACAAAAAUACGCAUAUUCUAUAGUUUUGGGUUUCGAAAUAAAGAAAUGUUACAAUUUGUGUAAACAAUAACGUUCUUCACAAAUGAACAUUGAGAUAUCUGUAAUACAAACAUAACACAGCAUAAGAAAGUCAAAAUCAGAUAUUAACAUCGUAUUAACAUAACAUAAUAUAAUACAUGCCAUGUCUAAACAUAACAAUGCAUAACAUCACAUAAAACACAAAAGAAUCUUAACAACCCAAAACACACAAAAAUAUAUAUAGUAUUAUUAGAUACAUAUCACAUUUCAUACAAUAACAUUAAGAAACAUUAUUUAACAUUACAUAACAUACAAUAAAAAACACAACAGAACUUGCAAAUAUUUACUUCCUUGAGAAUCGGUAAUAUCCGUGUAUGUCCGUACCGGUUGGCAUUCUCUUUUUUGUAGUAAAAACUCGAUUAGGUAUUUGUACAUAUUUUCGUCUUUUCGUGCAAAAGACUAACGAAAAUGCCUCCAAUAAGGAAUAAAGAUCAGUUAUCAGAAAUAAUUUCUAUUUAUAUAUCCUAGCAUUAUAUGGGUUCAAUCUAAACCAUAUGGAGCCAUGGGGACAAGCCCUAAGCUAGUUCUACGUUCAUUUUACAAUGUACAUUAAUGUGUUAUCUUCAUGGAACAAACCAAUUAAAGUUGGCAUAAUUCAUAGAGCAACUCAGAUUAAAAUUUCAACUAAGUUCACACUUGCUUUUGGUCCUAAAUUGGAUUUAAAGUAAACGAACUUUGUUUUUUGACACAAAAAAUUGAGAAAACCAAGAAAAUGGUGUAACCAAAUAAUGCAUUUGAAUGAAUCAGAUGGGCAAAGAAAUUUUGAAAACCGUUUGUCCAAGAAUUGUAUUCAUUUGCACUAGUUUAUUUAUUUAACUACGUAAAGAUGAUUUGUUACUGCGGUCACAGAUUAAACAUCAAUCAGAUAUUAUAUAUUUGUUCCAUAGGCGAAUUGUAAACAGUUUAUCUUUUUAGGAACAAAUAGACACAAAUAAACAAAUUGGUAGUGUUUUCAAUAAGUGUUCACUAAUAAUGUCUGAAUAAAGCUUAACAGUAAAAUCUCUUGGUUUCUAUUUUAUUCAUAUUUUAACUUUAGAAAGAACCCAGCAUGACAUAAGUGUGUUUUGUGACGUAGAGGUCAAUGUAUGACACCUUACGUUCGUCAGAAUUGUCCUAAAAACAAUUAAAGAACUGAUAAAGUUGAAAAUCAUCGAUUGUGAUUGGUCCACACAAAACUGCAAACACUAAGUGGUUUUUAACUGAAUAAAUAAUAAAAAAGUAUUUUUUUAAUAUGAAGUGAUAAUUAUUUUUCAAGGUUACAUAGUGGAGCCAAAGAUUGGUGCUAGUUAAAUAUUUAUAUUAUCAAGACCUGUAAGAUUUACUGCAUGAAGGCUAUCAUACCUCUACACACGUAUUGUGGUUCGUUAGUUAAACGCUUAUACUAGUGUUGUGUCGAUGAUCGAUUACAAUCGACAAUUGAUCGGAAAGGCCUACGUUGGCGACAAUCGAUAGUAAAAUUUGAACAAUCGAUUAUAGGAACAAGGGACGUAACCGCUACCGACUGAUUUUCUUUUUCUGGUUAAUGCUAGUUCAUGUUGAAACAUUAAGGUGAAACUAUGUUAAGUUAUUUAGUUAUAUUCUUAUCAAGUCAGUUUGUCACUAGAGUAUCUUAUGUUAAAUUUUCUUUGUAAUUUAACUGCUAAAGGAUUGGUUCUCAACUUCUCAUGUUUGUGGUUUAAAAGUGAUUUUUAAAACAUGUUACCGUUUACUUUUUACAAUGUAAGAAUUUAGUUUUCUCAGUUUAAUGUUCUUGUAAAACAUAUAUAAUAAUCAACUGCUUGUUGUACUUGCUACUGACUGAUUAUUAAAAAACAAAUCAAUA